This is a messenger RNA of Durusdinium trenchii, 1861 nucleotides long. NCBI's taxonomy places the organism in Eukaryota, Dinophyceae, Suessiales, Symbiodiniaceae. The record is from the annotation of a GenBank genome assembly.
AGCCAUUUUGGCUGAAUAGCAUUGCACCAUUGAAGGAUUUUUGUUUGAAACCCAUCCCUUUACGGUGCCAUGUCCGGCGUGAUGGCGAUGCCAGUGGCCACCCUCCGUGCGACCGCGACCACGCCAGUGGUUGCGGGCAUUGGACACGUGGCCCAGCCUGUUCCAGCCUCUGCCCCCUCCAGCUCUGUGCCCCUCACCGCUGUGGCUGCCUCCGCAGCGGCGCUCGGCGCCGUGGGCGCUGCCACGCAGCGCCGCGGGCGGCGCCAAGCUCAGCGAGCCAGCCUGGCGCAGGGGCGUGUGACCAAGGGACGUACCCUGCGUGGUGCCAAGCUGGUGCUUUGCGCCGGUGCCUCCUUCCCCGAAGGCCGGAAGCUCCGUGUGGCCGUGGUGGGCGGCGGCCCGGCCGGCGCCAGCUGCGCCGACCAGCUGGCGAAGGAUGGCGUGGAGACCUUCUUGAUCGAGCGCAAGAUGGACAACUGCAAGCCCUGUGGCGGCGCGAUCCCCUUGUGCAUGAUUGAUGAGUUUGAUUUGCCCAAGGACAUCGUGGACCGUCAGGUGCGGAAGAUGACGAUGAUCUCCCCGACCAACAAGGAGGUCCAAAUCGGCCAGACCCUGAAGGACGAUGAGUUCAUCGGCAUGGUCCGACGCGAAGUCUUGGAUGACUUCCUACGCCAGCGCGCCAAGAAGAACGGCGCCACGCUCAUCAACGGCCUCUUCAUCGGCAUGAGCCUGCCACAGAACAAGGGCGACUCUUACCUUUUGACCUACAACGACUACGAGGGCCAGGAGGGCAAUGCUCGCAAGGGUGAGACGAAGACCCUGGAGGUCGAUGUGGUCAUCGGCGCCGACGGCGCGAACUCGCGCGUGGCCAAGGACAUCGAGGCCGGCGACUACGAGUACGCGAUUGCAUUCCAAGAGCGCAUGACCAUCCCUGAUGACAAGAUGGAGUAUUACAAGGACCGCGCUGAGAUGUAUGUGGGCGAGGAUGUUUCGCCCGACUUCUACGCGUGGGUCUUCCCGAAGUGCGACCACGUGGCUGUGGGCACCGGCACCGUGGUGGACAAAAAGGGCAUCAAGCUCUACCAGCAGGGCAUCCGCGACCGCGCCGCGCCGCGGAUCGAGGGUGGCAAGAUCAUCCGAGUGGAGGCGCACCCGAUCCCGGAGCAUCCGCGCCCUUGGCGUGUGAAGGACCGCUCCAUCCUGGUGGGCGAUGCCGCGGGCUACGUGACCAAGUGCUCCGGCGAGGGCAUCUACUUCGCGGCCAAGAGUGGGCGCAUGUGUGCCGAGACCAUUGUGAAGAAUUCCCAGCAGGGCGCCCGCAUGAUCGACGAGGCAGACCUGAUGGAGCACCUGCGCGAAUGGGACGGCAAGUAUGGCCCCACCUACCUGGUCCUCGACUUGCUCCAGAAGGUCUUCUACACCAGUGAUGCUGCCAGGGAGAGCUUCGUGGAGCUUUGCGAGGAAGAAUAUGUGCAGAAGGUGACCUUUGACUCCUACCUCUACAAGACGGUGCAGGGCAACGAUCCUGUGGGCGAUCUGAAGUUGGGCUGGAAGACCCUGAGCUCCUUGUACAAGUUCAACAACCAGAAGACCCCGGACCCCAUGCGCACUCUUGCCUAAUGUGGGCUUGUGAAUACUUGAAGCGGUUGGCAAAGAAAAUGGCCAGCUCGGCUUCGCUUUGAGGCCUUCUGAGUGGGUACCAAAGUCUGGCCCGCAGGUUGGACGGCUCCGAAGCACGCAACAUCCGCUUCCCGGUGCGGCACGGGUGGGUUUUGGUCCGCCCCCUUUUCCCGUGGUUUUUGAAGCCAGGAGCGGAAAUCAGCUCCGAAGGAACACGACGAAAUGCGCAAUGCUCAGCCCC